AUGAAGGGUGAUCAAUGUGCAAGUGUGGAACAUUUAGCUGGGCUCAUCCUCAAGGCAGCUGCAUGUGGAAGUAGAAGGCAGACCAAAAAAGCUAUACAGAGAGGGAUAAAGGUUGAUGCGAAAAAUGAAGAUGGCCAGACUCCUCUCUUUCUUGCUUGUUUAGAGGGCCAUGAAUCAGUUAUCGACCUACUAUUACGGCAUGAUGCUGACCCAAAUUUGCGGAGUCUGAAUGGUUCUACUCCAGUACAUGCAGCUGCAUUUGCUGGACAUGUGAGAACACUUGAGAAACUGAUUGAGGCAGGGGGUGACCUGAGGUUUCAUGACAAUGAAGACAGGUUGCCAAGAGACUGGGCAUUGCUGCAGGAUGAUCCAAAAAAGAAGAGGCGGAUGAUUGACUUUAUUGAAAAGUCACGUCUUUUUGCUAUGAGCAGCAAAGGUUCUCCGGAAUUCUUGCAUCCUCAGAAGGAUAAAUCGCUUGUUGGCACUAUCAGGAAUCUAAGCCUUAGGAAACUGAAUCCUAGUGCUCUCUUGGCGAUGUUUCGACAGAAGGGCUCACAUGAGUUACAUAAUGUUAAAAGUGCUGGCUUUGGAAAGAUUUAUUUCGAAGGAAAAAAUCACAAAACUGGAACUAUGGCUGCUGUUCCUCUGAUAGAUGAGUUGGAUGUUACCCACAAUAACCAUGGGGUCACCUAUAAUAACGGAUCAUUUAUGGUGAUGGAGAGUAUGCUUUGGGGCAAGACACCUGUGACAGCCAAGCGACUGCAUCGACAUUGUCCACAGGGUGGUGUUGUUGAUCUGCUGAUUGAAGAACACGACCAUAUUGUGAAACUCAGACAUUCCAGCAUUCUUCUCCUGAUGGCAAUCUGUCAAACAGAAAACCUUGAAGGGAUGGUGCUCAUCUACGAACCAGUGGCUGUCGGUUCUCUUUACUACUAUCUCCACGAAAGGUUUGAAUCAGUAUCUCCAUCUGAUGUACGGAAUGUAGCAAGACAUAUUGCAAGUGCCCUACUCUUCCUUCAUCGGCAGAAUAUCAUCCAUUGUUGGGUCACAUCACAUGCUGUUCAACUUGUCACUCCUUAUACAGCAAAGCUUGGCAACUUGGAGUAUGCUAUUAAACAGGAUUCCAGAGGAGAGAAGAUGAGCUUGGUAGCCCAGAACACCUAUGCCAAUGCUGCCUACAACUGGAUGGCUCCUGAGGUCAUGGAUGGGACACCGCCAUCAUUUGCUUCAGACUUAUAUAGUUUCUGCGUUGUGAUCUGGGAAAUGCUAAUGGGUGAGGUCCCUUGGAGUGGUAAAACUGCAGAUGUCAUCGUCGUUGAUAUUCUUGAACAAGGCAGCCAGCUUCCAGUUGAAGAAGCUAAUAUACCCAUGCCAUACAAUGUAGUCCUUGAAUGGGGUCUUUCACUGAAGCCAGCGAAGAGGAAAAUAUCUAUGGAACAACUCGUUGAAAUACUUGAGACUUGUAGCAUGUGUAUGUGA
This is a messenger RNA of Lineus longissimus, 1479 nucleotides long. RefSeq names its product inactive serine/threonine-protein kinase TEX14-like. Gene Ontology annotation, molecular function: protein kinase activity; ATP binding; protein binding. Lineage: Eukaryota; Metazoa; Nemertea; Pilidiophora; Heteronemertea; Lineidae. Gene Ontology annotation, biological process: protein phosphorylation; intercellular bridge organization; mitotic spindle assembly checkpoint signaling. The coding region runs from base 1 to 1479 and encodes 492 amino acids. The transcript is spliced from 11 exons. Gene Ontology annotation, cellular component: midbody; kinetochore; intercellular bridge. The record is from RefSeq and is a predicted model, not a curated record.